AUGAACUGGAUAGGAGGCCGUCUCCGACGCCAUUCCAACCAAGGAAAUACCCAACUAAACAACCGGAAGCAAAAGUUCCAGAAAUCAAAGUCGCGAUUCAAAGCCCGGGCGAGCCCUCCAGAUCUGUCGCUCUUCACAGCUAACACCCAGCAAGUCCUCCGCCACAAAGAGACACAAGAAGAGCACGAUCGUGUCCCAAUCGCACCUCCAUGCUCCACUGCCCCCUCGCCACUCAAAACAACAACCCACACUGACUUCCUCAAGCAACAGCUACUUCAAAAGUCUGACUGGGCCGCUGUCUCAGCCGCCCGUCCGCUCGAAAUAUCAUUCGCCCCCGUAGAAGAGACAGGACGGUUCGGCAAACGAAGGAGGCUGACGGACUCUGACCGGAAGAGGCUGAGUUCUCACCAAUCUCGACCAGGAGAUACCCAGAUAGUCUGGACGAGCCGACAGGAGGAUGACCUAUCAGAAGUCGGCACAAUCGACAAAUUGGAUAUCAGGAUCGAUGGACAGCGGCCAAACGCUGGACGGAUGAGCAGCCAAUUGGCCGAUAAAGGACUCGCUUCGUCCCAGCCAAUGCUUCUGGACUCUGAGCCGUUGGACACGCCACUCGGAGAUGAUAGGAAUGCACGACUCUGGGAAGACCGGUCUCUGUCCCCUUUUCCGGAUCGAGAAUCUCUACACCUUGACUCGCCUAGCUUAUACUCCCCCUCGAAGCGCGGUACUAGUCCCCCCAUCGAAGAACAAGUGUUCCCUCCCAGACGACAUUUCACACUCGACGACCAACUCAUCGCCGAACAAGAAGGCAGACUCAACAUCCUCCACCAUCCACAUCCACCCACAGAGGACCCCCACCCCGUAGACAACUAUCGUUCCUCGCCACCACACGAGAAAGAAGCAAACAGACUGGACCAAGCCACCGGAGACACCCAGUCCUCCUCAGGCAACCACUGGCUCCCAAACCCACGCUGCACAAUCCAACGAGCGCUGUGUUCCAAGGCCCCACUCUCAACGCCAUCGACAACCAGAUCGACUCUGUCUCGCCCCUCACAAUAUACGGUCAACCGGUUAUUUCCCUCGACCAGGUCACCGCCCGACACGCCUCUCCUCCACCGUGGAUCCUCAGUUCUCCUGAGCUCAACACACGAGCCAGACGACAACAAGAACAUGGCAUAAACAAGGACUACCCCUCUACCUCUAUUCCUUCCACAGAGUCUAUCCCCAGAGCAAGUAGUCCACAACCUGUUCAUAAACUAGACUAUUUUUGCUCCCGCGGAGAUAUACCCACAAACACAUAUAUCCUAGACUCGCUACGCAACUUACCCCAGACUACCACCACCACUGACAACAAC
Molecule: messenger RNA, 1352 nt
Organism: Aspergillus campestris IBT 28561
Lineage: Eukaryota; Fungi; Ascomycota; Eurotiomycetes; Eurotiales; Aspergillaceae
Exons: 3
Coding region: 1-1176 (391 amino acids)
Source: RefSeq, a predicted model, not a curated record